Molecule: messenger RNA, 3240 nt
Organism: Camarhynchus parvulus
Lineage: Eukaryota; Metazoa; Chordata; Aves; Passeriformes; Thraupidae
Gene: JPT2
Product: Jupiter microtubule associated homolog 2
Exons: 5
Coding region: 622-1062 (146 amino acids)
Cellular component (GO): nucleus
Source: RefSeq, a predicted model, not a curated record
GACCGAGGAGAUCGGGCUCCCCCGAGGGACCUCUUGGCCGCGGCGGGAGGAAGCGGAGCCCCCUACCUCCCGUACCGCUGGAUAGAAGCCAGCGCGCAGCUGGCGCCUUCGCCGUCCCUCAAUUUACUCGUCCCGCGCCCCGGGGGCUGGACGGGGAGUGGCCGCAUUGCCCUCCCGUUGGUGCUACUUCGGGCGCGCGAGGAGAGCCCCAGGGCUGGGCGGGGCACCCACGGUUGCCGCUCCCGGCCCGACCCCAGAGCUCCUGCAGGGACUCUGGCGCGGAGAGAAGGGCCCAGCGCUGGGGAGCACCUUCUCCCGCCGUGUUUCUACUCACGGGGAGCGAGGGGCCCCAGCUACUCUCUGUGCACAAACGCCUACAGAUGUCGACUUGUUUUCGCCCUACGAAGUUGAAAUAUAUUGCUUUGUUUGGAGGAGGGCAGUUGCCCUGAAUACUGCAGGGCGUGAGUGUAGUGUUUAAUCCAUGUGCGAGGCUGUCGCGUGGGGAAGGAGGAAGGGUUUCGAAAUUGUCCAAGAACGCUAGUAUUGAAACCCCCAGGGGGAGAUUCUAGUAAUCUCUUUGGGAGUACAGAAGAAGUGUCUUCUUCAAGCAGGCCACACCGGAUGGCAUCCAAUAUCUUUGGAGCAUCAGAAAAACCUCAGAACAUUCCAAAAAGAGCUAACCCUCCAGGAGGAAAAGAAAGUGGCAUUUUUGAGGACUCUAGUUCUGCUCAGCCUCGUCCACGCUUGAAUCCACCUGGUGGGAAGACAAGCGAUAUCUUUGGGUCUCCUGUCUCUCCUGGCAUCGUGCGAGCACACCCGAACAAACCCAAGGAUCACAUUGUCUUAAAAGAAGAGGAAAUACCAAAGAAGCUAGAAGCUACAGAAAAUAUCAAACCACACCUGGAAGACGGAGGCGAGAAAAAAGCUCUGGGCAAAGAGGAGCGAUGCAAGGAGCCAGAACCCAAGAUGGACGAUCACGAGCCCCGACUAGGACCAAGGCCACGCUCGCACAACAAAGUCCUCAAUCCACCAGGGGGGAAAUCCAGCAUUGCGUUCUAUUAGGGUCAUGAUGUCACUGUCACUAAUGGAGAAACUCUUGUCUGUGGUGGUGAGGUCAGUUAAUACACACACUAUUGCUUGUGAAUAGAUUCUUAGGCAGAUGAAUGAGGGUUAUGUUAGAGUACGUAGGAAGGAUAAUCUGGUGAUUUGGGAGGAAAGGCUGGGGAGGGAAUGGGUGCCUUGUGGAAGAUGUGAGUACUGGCCUGCCUGGGUGGGUGGCAGAGCCAGACAUUAGUGUAACUUUAUGAAAAAUUAGUGCUACUUAGUGGUGAGUUCCUCAGACUGUUAGGUAAGAACAUAACUAGCUAGCUUGUGGCUCAGGACGCUCUUGUAGAAUCAGGCUUCCAUACAGUCAACACGCCAAACAUUGUGAAUGGGAAGGGGCCUGAAGGUCACACUUGGAGAUUCUGGAGUACAGCAGAUAGGCUGGGCUUUCCCCUCGGAAAUGGGAUGCAGCUUCCAGCAUGAGAUGACUUGCAGUCAUGUGACUAUAAAUAUGUUCUGCUGGAACAAGUAGUACUGACAUGGUUAAGAGUGUCUUCAGUCAUUGCUUCUUUUUCUCCUUUCUUGCUUGCAGCACAUGAUUGCUGAUACAAUGACAAAAUAUGUUGAAAGUUUCUUUUAUACUCGUAAACAAUCAUAUAUUUGUAAAGAUUAUGGUCUUCCCCUGCCUAGGUGUUCAGGUCUUUUGGAUGCUUUUAGUAAUUUGCUGAUUACUGUAACUAGUUCUUUACAUGUGGCAGUCCAACUUGCUGUUUCAUGUAGGUGCUUCUAGUUGAGUGCUUGUAUGUUUUCUGGUAAAAAUGUGGAUGCAAACAAUAGCUUUAUGGUACUCUUUGAACAGAGGCAACUUGGAAAUUUACCAUGGAGCGUAUGCUGAGGUGUCAGCCAGGUCUCUCUGACCCAGCCUUCAUAGAAAGGGCUUUCACAGGUUUUCACUUGGCUCCCUGUGGAAACCAGGACAGUUCUCCUGUCUCCACCACAAUGAAUUUCCUGUUGGUUUUGCCUGUGCUGAGUCUGUUAGUGAAUUCUCCUGUCUUGCAUCAGCCUUAUCUUUGCCUUUGACUGUCUCAGAUUUUUGUUGGGAAAACUAUGUGAGUUCUCCCCAACCUAGAGUUGUAGUUGAUUUUGCUGUAGAUUACCUUAGUUGGAAAAUCAAAGCCAGCACAAACAGAAGGUUUGUAUUACUGAAAUCUGUCAUAAAUCAUGUUUGGAAGAUGUGCAUGUUUUGCACAGAUGUUUUUGGGGGAGGAUUUGUUCUGUGAAUGGAUUUUAUUAUCAUAUCCAGAGCUUUGAUAUAUGAAUGUUAACUCUAGGUGCUUUCUGUUAAAUAUAUUGAAUACUGACCUUUUAAAUCUGACAUAUCAAAACAGGCGUUGUUCAGGUACACCAAAGAACAAGUGGCCUUAUUGUGUAUAUCCACUGCUGUUCUAGCCCACGUUCCCUGAGAACUGCUGCCAUUGAGAUGGGAUGCUGGGCCAGGUGCUAAACCUUUCUGUGAUUGUAAUGCUUCCUAGGCCGCUCAGCUCCCUUGUGUCAGCAGCUGUGGGUGAUUGCUUUAAGACUUAGCUGCCUUUUCAAAUAGUGAAACAUAUGGGAAAGUGCUAGGAUAGAAACAGCCAUGGAAAGUAGGUAUUCAAAUGCCUUUGUACCUUUCAGAUUGGUUUGGAGCUGCCUGUUAAUUUUCCCCCAGGAAAACAAGGCAGUAGUUCAAACUGCAGCCCUGGAAUGAACUUACGUUACUUCCAAAUAUGUAUUUCUUAGCCCCUCCUCCUGAGUCUGUGCUCUCCAGCCUCUGUCUGAGUCUCAGACAUGUUAGCCAUUUCAGUUCCUUGUUCCAGUACUUGACAGGAAGCUGUCAUAUAGAAAAGUCAACCAGAGGCUGCUUCCUACAUUGCAAACUCUGGUGUAGCUGAUGCUAUCUGCAAUGCCAAGCAUUUGGCAUCUUUUAUUUAGUACUAAUGUGCAUUGGCUUCAGUGCCUGUCCUUUAAAGAGCAAAUUUUAACUAGGCCUUAAAUUAGUUAAAGUAUGUUAAAUUUCUUGCAUUUCUUUCUUUGAAAUGGAAACAAUGUUUUCAGUUCUUCAAGUAAGAUUGAUCUGAGCAUUUCUCUGGGACAGAAGGGGAUUGGAAAUCAAAUGACAGAACGUGCAGUUACCAAUAAACAAGUAUUUUGUUACUU